AUGUCGAACCACAAAACUUUCACAAUUGGUAGUCGCAAAUCUCAACUUGCUCUAGUACAAACGAGACAAGUUCAAUCUGCCUUACAAUUAUCAUAUCCGGAUUUCGAAUUUCCAAUAAUAAGUAUGACUACUGUUGGUGAUCAAAUUCUCAAUAAACCAUUAUUCCAAAUAGGAGAAAAAUCUUUGUUCACCAAAGAAUUAGAAGUUGCUUUACAAAAUAAAACUGUUGACCUGGUGGUUCACAGUUUAAAAGAUUUACCCACUACCCUGCCUGACGGAAUGACCAUUGGCGCAAUUAUGAAACGAGAGAAUCCGAAAGAUGCUGUCGUAAUAAAAAAAGGUUUAAACUUUAAUUCUUUAGAUGAAUUACCGGAGGGAAGUGUAAUUGGAACAAGUAGCGUGAGAAGAACCGCACAAUUAAAGAAAGCCUUUCCGAACUUAGUAUUCCAAGAUAUUAGGGGUAACUUAAAUACUCGUCUUGCAAAAUUAGAUGAUCCGAAUGGUCCGUAUUCUGCCUUGAUAUUAGCCGUCGCGGGUCUCAUUCGCCUAAACUUAAAUAAUAGAAUAUCACAAAUUCUUCCCUCUUCGGUUAUACUGCAUGCAGUUGGUCAAGGUGCCUUAGCUGUAGAAUGUCGAACCGAUGACGCUCAAAUCAUAAAAAUUAUUUCUGUACUUGAAGAUAAAGACACGAUGUUGCGUUGUACGGCUGAACGUUCUAUGCUGAGAACUUUAGAAGGUGGUUGUAGUGUACCAAUUGGCGUUCACACGGACUUCAUAAAAUCUAGUGACUGCAAACGGAAACUAAAGUUAAUUGGUUUAAUCGCGAGGCUUGACGGUUCAGAGAUAAUUCAGGCUGAAGCUGUAAAAGAAAUAGAUGAGGAUGGAAUCGAUGCUGCAAAUGAGCUUGGCAAGGAGGUAGCAUCGACAUUGGUGGAAAAAGGAGCAACCAGCAUUUUGGAUGAAUUAAAAAACGCUAAAAGUUAA
Messenger RNA from Acaulospora morrowiae, 984 nucleotides. The record is from the annotation of a GenBank genome assembly. NCBI's taxonomy places the organism in Eukaryota, Fungi, Glomeromycota, Glomeromycetes, Diversisporales, Acaulosporaceae.